Molecule: messenger RNA, 680 nt
Organism: Clarias gariepinus (North African catfish)
Lineage: Eukaryota; Metazoa; Chordata; Actinopteri; Siluriformes; Clariidae
Product: carcinoembryonic antigen-related cell adhesion molecule 8-like
Exons: 3
Coding region: 33-680 (215 amino acids)
Source: RefSeq, a predicted model, not a curated record
CAAAGCAGUGGUGGAGCUCUGGACCUCUCCUGAUGGAUAUAAACACUGUGUGCUGCACUCUUUUUCUACUGACAUGUACAGGAGUAUGUUUUGGCCAGGAGCUGAUAUUACCUGAGGGAAUAAAUAAAGCAGUUGGGGAGAAUGUGGUGAUUACCCCAAUCAGUAUUCCUGAACAACCACAUCUGUUCAUCAGAUGGAUGUUUAAAAAAGACACCAUUCUUUCUGGACCUCCUGAUGAAAUAACAUUACAACCACAGUACACUGACAGAGUUAAUCUGGACACUAGCACUUUAGCUCUAGAGAUCAGGAGCCUGACUGAGAGUGAUACUGGAUCAUAUUCUCUCUUUGUAGACACUGUUGAUAAACGUUUAACAAGUGUGACAUCACUGCAGGUGCUUGUUCCUGCUUCAAAUGUUGUUAUAGUACCAAGUAACACAGAGCUGUUAGAGUUCAACAGCACUGUAAGUCUCGUCUGCUCUGCGUCUGGCUCCUCUCUUUCAUUUAUUUGGCUAAAUGGCAGCUCUGAGGUAACAGCAGGGGAGCAAGUUCAGCUAACAAACAGCAACAGCAAUCUGACCAUUACCAGUGUGAUCAGAGGUGAAACAGGUCCAUACCAAUGUGAAGCAUCUAACAGUAUCAGCAAUGCAGAGUCCUCCAUUGAGCCUCACCAUCUACUGUAA